UAGUAUCGAUAAUCGAUAUUUGUACGAGACCAGCUAAAGUAUAUAUUGUAAACAUAUAUUUAACGAAACGAAAUAAAAUUAAAGCUAAAUAUGAGUGGAGCGCACAGAGAGGCGAUUCAAAAGCAAAUCCAUCAGGACUGGGCGAACAGGGAAUACAUUGAAGUAAUAACCGCAAGCAUAAAGCGAAUUACAGAUUUCCUGAACUCUUUCGAUAUGUCCUGUCGCUCCCGCCUGGCGGUACUAAAUGAAAAACUAACGAUUCUUGAGCGGCGCAUAGACUAUUUGGAGGCGUGUGUCGCCCAGGGGGAAACAUUAACGUAAACGCUGCCCUCAAUUUUACAUAUAGCUUUAUACAUUUAUAAGAUAAUUAAAAAAAAAUACCGAUAUAUUA
Drosophila eugracilis is the source of this 391-nucleotide messenger RNA. RefSeq names its product probable protein BRICK1-B (gene HSPC300). Bases 91 to 321 code for a protein of 76 amino acids. Gene Ontology annotation, cellular component: SCAR complex. Gene Ontology annotation, molecular function: protein-containing complex binding. The transcript is spliced from 2 exons. Gene Ontology annotation, biological process: cell motility; regulation of actin polymerization or depolymerization; actin filament organization. Lineage: Eukaryota; Metazoa; Arthropoda; Insecta; Diptera; Drosophilidae. The record is from RefSeq and is a predicted model, not a curated record.